CAGCUUGCUGGUGAGACCUGCCCCCCAAGUGGAGGUGGCAUCUAUUGGAAGGUGGGGGAACCACCCCUUCAUCUGCCCCCCAUGUGUGCACACUUGGCUCUGCCCCCCUACCAGGCUUACCCCAGCGGGACUGGCAUGGGGUACCUGGAGUUUUACUGGAACUCGGAGGAAGAGGCAGGACAUGUCCCCGCUUCGGCUGGGCCGGCCGGAGCCACCAGUGCCAGUCAGUCUCCGGAGGCAGGAGGGAAGAGGCGGACGGCAGAAGUAUCCCCAGCUUCGUCCAGUUCUGGGAAUUUCAGCCAAUUCACACCAGAUUCAGCCACCAGCCCACAUUCAGCAUCCUCAUCCCCACAGCCUACGGCUAAGUCUCGGAAGGGCAGAGAAGAUGGCAGGGAGGGGGCGAGGAAGGCCAAGAGCCGGACAGCUUUCUCCAAGGAGCAGCUGCAAACCCUGCACCAGCGGUUCCAGAGCCAGAAGUACCUCAGCCCCCAGCAGAUCCGGGAGCUGGCUGCUGCCCUGGGGCUCACCUACAAGCAGGUGAAGACUUGGUUCCAGAACCGGAGGAUGAAGCUGAAAAGGUGCCAGAAGCAUAGCCUGUGGACUGAACGGGCUCAGUGCCUCACACAA
Fulmarus glacialis (Northern fulmar) is the source of this 627-nucleotide messenger RNA. RefSeq names its product homeobox protein NANOG-like. The annotation marks the transcript as partial. Gene Ontology annotation, biological process: regulation of transcription by RNA polymerase II. The transcript is spliced from 3 exons. Gene Ontology annotation, molecular function: DNA-binding transcription factor activity, RNA polymerase II-specific; RNA polymerase II cis-regulatory region sequence-specific DNA binding. The record is from RefSeq and is a predicted model, not a curated record. NCBI's taxonomy places the organism in Eukaryota, Metazoa, Chordata, Aves, Procellariiformes, Procellariidae.